AUGGCAUCCAAACGAGAACCCUUGAGCUUCGACCUCCAGGAACAACUGGAAGAGCUGGCAACGUGUGAAAUAUCCGAUGCUUUGGUCAAACUAGGGUAUAGAACUGGUGGACAUAUCCCACAUUUGAAUAUCUAUUCUCCUCGUGAAAUCGAGAGAGUCAGACUCGUUGGUCGUGCAUUCACAGUCAAGCUGGUAGAACAAGAAAAAACAGGAGAGGAAGGGACAAAUGGACCUAAAACACAAGAACAUUUCGUCGAUGCUGCUCCAGAACAAAGUAUAAUGUUGAUUUCUCCUGAUUCCGCCCAUCGCGCUGCAUGUUGGGGAGGUCUGAUGUCCACCGCAGCUAAGUCAAAAGGUAUGAAAGGUGCUGUCAUCUUAGGUGGCUGUAGAGAUCUGGCCGAACAUAGGCAGCUCGGAUUUCCAGUUUUCGCACAAUUCCAUUCUACGUUAGGUUUAAGGACGUUUCUUCGACCAUCAGAAUAUGAUAUCCCACUCGAAAUACCUGUUGAGUCAAUCGUCGAACCUCGGACUGGACUUGAAAACAAAGGGAAGACGAUCGUCAAUCCAGGUGAUAUCUUAGUAGGAGAUAUAGAUGGCGUCGUAGUCAUCCCUUUUGACAAAGUUGAAGAGGUCAUCAAGGUAGCCCAAGAAGGUAAAGCAGUCGAUGAGAAGGUGAGGAUUGAUCUGGAAAAAGGUAAGGGUGUUAGAGAAACUAUGAAGAAAUGGAGAGGUACAUGA
This is a messenger RNA of Kwoniella shivajii, 738 nucleotides long. RefSeq lists its product as uncharacterized. NCBI's taxonomy places the organism in Eukaryota, Fungi, Basidiomycota, Tremellomycetes, Tremellales, Cryptococcaceae. Bases 1 to 738 code for a protein of 245 amino acids. The record is from RefSeq and is a predicted model, not a curated record. The transcript has 6 exons. Gene Ontology annotation, molecular function: oxaloacetate decarboxylase activity; 4-hydroxy-4-methyl-2-oxoglutarate aldolase activity.